UGUGCUUAUAAAUAAAUGUCAGCGCAGUCAAGUUGAAUUGAGCUCACCGCGCUGAGCGUGGACUGUUUUUUGGUCUUCACCGAGUACGUCUGAAGAGGCUUAGCAAGAUGCCAGGAUUGUUCAAUGCCGAUGUCCUUACAGGGACUAGACGACUGUUCUACGCAGUCACUCCAAAUGAGACAUCAUUUGAGAACCUGGAAGAUGUACCAGAUUAUUUCUACGAGGCUAUUCCCUUCUUUGGUUUGCUGGCUCUCUUGGAGAUGAUUGUAACUAUUGCAGACAAGAAGGUACGAGAGAGGUUCUUCCUCCCUGAUAGCAUCAGUUCCCUCACAGCUGGCAUGUUGCUGCUCCUGACACAGUUCUUAUCUCAUGGCGUUAACAUUGGCUUCUACGUCUGGGUGCAUGAGAAUUAUCGACUGGCCACUUUGGCGUGGGACAGCCCCUGGACUUGGAUCAUUUGCUUUGUGCUGGUGGAUCUGGGUUACUAUUGGAUGCAUAGAAUGUCACAUGAAGUCAACAUCUUCUGGGCUGCUCAUCAAGUUCAUCAUAGCUCAGAGGAAUACAAUCUCACCACCGCACUUAGGCAGUCCAUUUGCCAGCGAUUUGUGUCAUGGAUGUUCUACCUUCCGUUGGCCUUCGCUAUCCCCCCGCCCAUAUUUAUGAUGCAUCAACAGUUCAACACCCUCUACCAGUUCUGGAUUCACACAAGGGUUAUUAAAAGUCUUGGUCCCUUGGAGUACAUUCUAAACACACCAAGUCACCACAGGGUUCAUCAUGGCCGGAAUCGUUACUGCAUUGAUAAGAACUAUGCAGGAACUCUCAUCAUCUGGGAUCGAAUGUUUGGCACCUUUGAACCUGAAAGUGAGCCAGUUGUUUUUGGAUUGGUUCAUCCACUUGAAUCAUACAACCCACUUUACACUCAGUACUGUCACUAUAAAUACAUCUUGGAGACAGCAUGGAACAUGCCAGGAUUGACUAACAAACUCUGGGUAUUCCUGAAAGGACCAGGAUGGAUGCCUGGAUUACCAAGGCAAGGAUCCAUUGAAGACAUACCGGAUAUUCAUUACCCGAUGCCAAAGUACCGACCUAGACUGCCACAUUGGAGUCAUGUUUAUAUCAUCAUUCAUUUUGCCGUCAUUUUCUACGUCUAUGAUGCUUUCAUGACUUCUCUGAAGACGCUGUCCCAAACUGCCACCAUCUGUGGCAUGACGUACAUCAUCUUUUCAUUGACGUGUCUUGGAGCGAUCAAUGAUGCCAAACCUGCAGCUCCUUUCCUUGAAGUCUUCCGUUCCUGCUUGGUCCUGGUUGCUGAGGCUGUCGCCAUUUCCUACCUUCCCAUAAUGCAACGAGGUUCCUCCCAGUUGGUGUUCUACAUUCUGAGGUUAGUGUUUGGCUUGUCAGUGGUGGUCUGGCUGCCAAAGUGUGUGUCAGUGCUCACACAGAGAAAGAACAAGGCCGAGUAGGGUUAACCUGCAGAUGGAUCCAUAUGCACGCACGCAAGAGGGCGCUGUUCUUGUCACGUCAUUGCAUCCUGUUUUUACAUCUGCCACGGAAUAUUGUCAUGCAAGACUGGCAAAUUGUUUGCUGUACAUAUUCACAUGUAUGUUAAAAUUGUAGCAAAUCAUGUUGGAACUAUGCUUGGAGCAAAAAUUGAUUUUUUAUAACAGCAUCAAUUAUUUCUUUUUUUCCUUUUUUGGCAAAUUCAAUGCAAAUUUUAAAGAAUGCAGUAUAUGAAUAUGUACUUAUAUAUCAGAGUGUUUCAAAUGCAAUGCAAACAAGUGAAAAUGUAAACCACUUCAUGGAAAAAAAAAAUCUUACCACAGUUAUCAAGUAUGGGAUUUUUUGUCGGGGGGAGGGGAAUUCAGUGCCAAUUGGUAUGAAUGUGAUGUACAGACAUCAUGAUAAUUGUACAUCUGAGUUUUAAAUACAAUGCAAAAUGGUGGAUUAUUAUGUCUUAUAUAUAGUAAUAUUGGUUUUGUCUUCUGAGAUUAAUUACACCCAGAAAUGUACCAUCAAGACUCCAAUGGUAUCAGGUGCUUCCAAAGCUUUGUAUGUUAUCCAUUCCCAGAUGACUGAGGUCUGAUUCAGAGCAACAAAUCCAAAAUAAUUGGCCAUUUUUCCUCUUUUAUGUCAAUGUAAAUACAUCGAAAUUGCAUGCUAUUUACGGUAAGUCUGAUAAUUUCAGAAAAACAAAAUUGACGACAAGCUAAGAACAUUUCAUAUUAUUGCUUAUAUCCUCUAACCUUGUAAUCUCAAGUAACACCAAAAUAGAGUGAUUUUGGUACUUUCUAGAGCUUUAUGCGUAAAAUUGUUUAGUUAACCUUGCUUUUUCACCAAUGUAUAAUUUACUGUGCUUGAUCAGUUUUAUCAUAGAGUAUUGGUUCAUACAAAACAUCGAUUGUACUAAUGUUUGAAGUUGUAUUGCUGCUUAAGGAAACUAGAAUGCAUGGGUAAUGCAAAUGGUAAGCAAAGUCUUUUAUCGAAUUUGUCUAAACUUGAAUGAACGCCAAGGCUAUAGCCUAGCCAGUUUUUCUUCUCUUGAGUCACUGACAUGACUAUUUUUUCCAUCAACUAGGAUGGUGUUCAACCACCAUCUACUCUUGAGCAUUAUAAUCCACAAAUGAUGUCAAAGACAAACUUUGCCUUCAGAAAUAACAAAUGUCAAAAGGCAUUCCCUCUAAGAACAGACUCAGAAUGCAGAAAUAGGUUGAAGGUUACAACACUGGUUGCUCAAUUGUUUAUUGCAAUUAAGAAAUUUUAUCAGAGCUGUAAAAGCCAAGUAAACUGUCCAAACAUAUUUUAAACCAAAUGGUAAUCCAUCCAUCCGAAAACAUAAUUCACUUCCCAGCACUGGAAAUGUCUGUUAACUAAAUCCAAGAAAAUCAUGCAGUUCACAGCUUUCACAACAGGACCACCAAUGCAAUUUACAACUAAUUUUAUGCAAUUUCUUUUU
Acanthaster planci (crown-of-thorns starfish) is the source of this 2953-nucleotide messenger RNA. RefSeq names its product alkylglycerol monooxygenase-like. Gene Ontology annotation, cellular component: endoplasmic reticulum. Gene Ontology annotation, biological process: lipid biosynthetic process. The record is from RefSeq and is a predicted model, not a curated record. Gene Ontology annotation, molecular function: glyceryl-ether monooxygenase activity; iron ion binding. Lineage: Eukaryota; Metazoa; Echinodermata; Asteroidea; Valvatida; Acanthasteridae.